GGAAACUGAAAACAUUUAGCAGCGGUUGCUGUGAACAAGCCCCACCUCUGCAGGUGGAUGUGACCGGCUGAACGGUGGCGAGAGAGGACAACAACAUGGGACUGCUGUCUGACCCAAACAGGAGACGGGCUUUGAUCAGCCUGCUGACCCGCCUUAAUGCUCCAAUCUGUGUGGUCUGCUACAUGGCGGGUGUGGCCUGGUUCAUGGGGUUAGCGUUCGAGCCGUUCACUCUGCGGACAUACAUGUCAGAGAAUGCCAUGGGGUCCACCAUGGUGGAGGAGCGCUUUCCAGCCGGGGAGAGGGCGCUGGCCACAGGCAGAGAGUUUGCAGCUCAUAAGAAGAAAGUAGGUGGGAUGCCCGUAGACUGGCUGGUGAAGACCAUGCAGUCUCGAGGGCUGGAGGUGUUCACCCAGCAGUUCUCUCGCACGCUGCCCUUCCCUGACGAAAACAAAGAGAGAUAUAUGGUAAAAGGCACAAAUGUGUAUGGGAUCCUUCGGGCCCCGAGAGCUCCGCGGACUGAGGCCCUGGUCCUGAGUGCGCCCUGCAGCCCUGGAGAUACCAACAACCAGGCAGUGGGGCUGCUGCUCGGCUUGGCACAGUACUUCAGGAGCCAGGUUUACUGGGCCAAGGACAUCAUCUUCCUGGUGAAUGAGCAUGAUCUGAUUGGGAUGCAGGCCUGGCUGGAGGGAUACCAUCACACCAACACGACAGGUAUGGACUGGUCUCCUCUACAAGGCCGUGGUGGUUCGAUCCAGGCAGCUCUGUCCCUGGAGCUCAGCAGUGAUGUCAUCACCAGUUUGGACCUGAUACUGGAAGGCCUCAACGGCCAGCUCCCCAACCUGGAUUUAGCCAACCUCUUCUACGCCUUCUGUCAGAAGAUUGGAGUCCUCUGCACCACCCAGGGCAAGUUGCAGAGGAACGACUGGGACAGUGUGUCCGGCUACAGCCACGCAGUCCAGACCAUGAUGCUGAUGGUGAUGAAGCAGGCCAGUGGGCGGCCCUGGGGCGAUCACGGCCUGUUCCUGCGGUACCACAUUGAGGCUGCCACCAUAAAAGGCAUCAACAGUUUCCGUCAGUACAAGACUGACGCCACAACUGUUGGCAGGCUGAUGGAGGGAAUGUACCGGAAGCUGAAUAACCUCCUGGAGCGCCUUCACCAGUCCUACUUCUUCUACCUCAUGCCGUCUCUCUCUCACUUUGUCUCCAUUGGUUACUACAUGCCAGCCUUCGGACUCCUCGCUGUCAUCCUGCUGCUUCGUGCCUUAGACCUGUGGGUUCAACUUGCAACUCCACCACCAAGGACAGAAGACGGAGACGUUGACCCUGAGCAGGUAUCCAGUCCAGGAGUGCUGUCGGUGCUGACUCCUCUGGUGAUCAGCCACCUGACCGGAGUCGCUCUGUACACGCUGCCGAUCCGUUUUCAGGAGAUAGCUUUGGAACACUUCCCGGUGUCUGAGACUGAGGCUGUGGUCCUGACAGCUAUUGCUGUUUACACAGCAGGCCUGGCUCUGCCUCAUAAUACACACAGGCUUGUGUCCGGCGCGGGGACGGAGCAGGGCUGGAAGGUGCUGAAGCUGGUGGCGGUGCUGUACCUGGCUGUGCUGCUAGGUUGCACUGCCCUCAUCAACUUCUCCCUGGGCUUCAUCCUGGCUAUCACCCUGGUGCCAGUGGCUGCCUUCAUCACACCCCAUGUACCAAAGUUCCUAUCGGCCUUCAUCCUGAUCAUUCUCAGCCCGGCCUGCACGCUCCUCUUUUCUGUCUUUUUGUUCCAAGAGCUGCAGGAAAUGCCCAUCACUUUCUUCGAAGGUUGGAUGCUCUACCUGUCAGUCAUCUCUCAGGGCAUCCUGGACCACUUCCUGUAUGGCUCUCUGGUUUACCCGCUCAUAGCCAUGCUCGUCUAUCCUUGCUGGCUGCUCUUCUGGAAUAUCCUCUUCUGGAAGUAAAUGCUGAGUCAUACAGGACUACUGAAGGCUUUUUAGGAGGAGGAACUAAAAACCCUCUGAGUUGUUCUCAGGUUUGUCUUCACUGGGUGAAUGUGGACGACGGAUAAAUCCUCUGGAGAGAUCAGAAAAAAGGAAUAUCUAUAGUUGACUUGGAAAGAAUGCAGUGACUCCCUUUGUUUGGACAUUUUGUUGGUAUUUCACUCUUAAACCAGUGAAGAAAAACUAUGCUUUCUUGGUAAACUCAGCAAAAUGGACUGUUUUGUACUGAACAUCUCACUUACAAUUAAUACAUGUGGAAAAAGGGACGGUUUUUUGACAAGCAGCUAUAUAUUUCAUGAUUGGGUUGCUUUUGGUAAAAUGAUUUGUUCUAUGGGUUUCUUUGUUUGUGGUACAUAAAAAAAUGAAUGCAAUGUUUUUUUUCUUUGUCAGGUAGGACAGUAAUGGAUGAAAGACAGACACUGUGGUAACACUGCCUGUUGGUCGUCUGCCUCCCGUGAGAUGUAUGUACAUCUGCAGCUUAUAUUUUUAUAUUUGUUUUUGAAACAUGUUUAUUUCAUAUUUAUGAAUGCCAAAUUAAAAAGACUAAAAGCA
This is a messenger RNA of Centropristis striata (black sea bass), 2534 nucleotides long. RefSeq names its product glycosylphosphatidylinositol anchor attachment 1 (gene gpaa1). Lineage: Eukaryota; Metazoa; Chordata; Actinopteri; Perciformes; Serranidae. The transcript has 13 exons. The coding region runs from base 96 to 1943 and encodes 615 amino acids. Gene Ontology annotation, biological process: attachment of GPI anchor to protein. Gene Ontology annotation, cellular component: GPI-anchor transamidase complex; membrane. The record is from RefSeq and is a predicted model, not a curated record.